Molecule: messenger RNA, 510 nt
Organism: Saccharomyces mikatae IFO 1815
Lineage: Eukaryota; Fungi; Ascomycota; Saccharomycetes; Saccharomycetales; Saccharomycetaceae
Gene: SRP21
Product: signal recognition particle subunit SRP21
Exons: 1
Coding region: 1-510 (169 amino acids)
Source: RefSeq, a predicted model, not a curated record
AUGUCCAUGAAACCCAUUGACAAUUUCAUCAUGAGUAGUGUUCGCCUCUUUGAGGUAAAUCCUUCUCAAACACUUUUUUCUAUAUCAUAUAAACCACCUACACCAAAGACUAACACCAAGGUGUCCUUUAGAACCCAUAAUCCGCAUUUAUCCUCGAACUAUAGAUUCACCACUAAUAAAAGUAAAGAUGUUUCAAGGUUGCUUAGUGCGUUAGGUCCACGAGGUGUUUCUGUAACUCCAGGAAAAAUUGAAAAAAUAGCACAGUUAAAAAAGAAGCAGAACGGUAAGAUAAAACAGUUAAAUAAGAAAACAAAAGGUAAAAACAUUCAAGAUGUGGUAGGUUUGGCCACUUUAAUGGUCAAUGUAGAUGUUAAAAAGAACGAACCUGUGGUCACGAAAAGCGUUAUGGGGCAGAAGCAAGGUGCCAAUGCUGCACAAAAUAGCGGUUGUAAUUCUUCUUCAGCUUUAAAGAAGAAAAAAAACAAAAACAAAGGCAAAAAGAAGCGUUAA